This is a messenger RNA of Phragmites australis (common reed), 2375 nucleotides long. Its product is annotated as zinc finger CCCH domain-containing protein 33-like. Lineage: Eukaryota; Viridiplantae; Streptophyta; Magnoliopsida; Poales; Poaceae. The record is from RefSeq and is a predicted model, not a curated record. Gene Ontology annotation, molecular function: metal ion binding; protein binding. The transcript has a single exon. The coding region runs from base 292 to 2067 and encodes 591 amino acids.
CUUUUCCCCGCUCCAUCCUCCAUUAUUAUUCCCUCUCCUACUACUUUCUCUCUCUCUCUCCCUCUCUAGUCUCUACAUAUACCCCGCUCUCCUCCUCUUGCUUCUCAAAUCUCAAGCCACCCACCUACCGCACCACCGCGUGGUACACUGGUACGCGUCCCCUCCUCUAGACGAACCAGGAAGCAGCAAGCGCUGCGCUGGGAUUAACCAAGAACCAUAUCGAUCCUUACCUGUGAACGAGAACGCGAGCCUUCGGCUCUUGCCAAGAACUCGUCUUUUGCUUACUUCACUAUGUGCUCAGGCCCGCGCAAGCCGUCGACACCGCCGCCGACGGCGACAGCCACGGCCAAGGACUCGGCGGUGAUGGCCUCCGUUCUGCUGGAGCUGGCGGCUGCGGAUGACGUCGUGGAGUUCAGGCGCGCCGUGGAGGACGAGAAAGUCUCGGCCUUGGACGCCGCGUGCCACUGGUACGGGCCGUCAGCGGCGGGCGCCGGCCGGCUUCGCCUCGAGCUGCGCACGCCGGCCAUGGUCGCCGCGCUCUACGGGAGCACGGCGGUGCUGGCGUACGUCCUGUCCGUUGCGCCGUCGGAGGCGGCCCGCGCGUCGGGCACGGACGGCGCCACGGCGCUCCACCUCGCCGCGGCCGGCAGCUCCGCGAACGCCGUCGCGGCCACGCACCUCCUGCUCGCCGCGGGCGCGUCCGCGGACGCGUUGGCCUUCUCCGGCCUCCGAGCCGGCGACCUCCUCCCGCGAUCCACCGCCGCUGAGAAGGACAGGUCCCUCCGCGUCCUCCUCAAGUCCCCGGUGGUGUCGCCGUCGUCCUCCCCAAAGAAGUCCACCUCACCGCCUCCAGCCCCGGAGCCGCGGAAGGAGUACCCGCCGGACCUGACGCUCCCGGACCUCAAAAGCGGGCUCUUCAGCACCGACGAGUUCCGCAUGUACAGCUUCAAGGUGAAGCCUUGCUCCCGUGCGUACUCCCACGACUGGACCGAGUGCCCCUUCGUGCACCCCGGCGAGAACGCGCGUCGCCGCGACCCGCGCCGCUACUCCUACAGCUGCGUGCCCUGCCCCGAGUUCCGCAAGGGCGGCUCCUGCCGCAAAGGCGACAACUGCGAGUACGCACACGGCGUCUUCGAGUGCUGGCUCCACCCGGCGCAGUACCGGACGCGCCUCUGCAAGGACGAGGUCGGAUGCGCACGCCGCAUCUGCUUCUUCGCGCACAAGCACGAGGAGCUCCGCGCCGUCAACCCCUCCGCUGUCUCCGUCGGUAUGCAGCCUACUGUGUCCUCGCCGCGCUCGUCGCCGCCCAACGGGCUCGACAUGGGCAUGCUCAAUCCCGCGUGGCCCUCGUCCCCGUCGAGCAGGCUCAAGACGGCUCUCGGCGCGCGGGACCUGGACUUUGAUCUCGAGCUGCUCGCGCUGGACCAGUACCAGCAGAAGCUGUUCGACAAGGUGUCGUCGCCGAGGGCCAGCUGGGGCUCAGCCAGCGGGCUCGGCUCGCCGAUGCCCGCCGCGGCGCCCGCGAGAAACGUGCCGGACUACACGGAGCUGCUCGGCUCCGUUGACCCGGCCAUGCUGUCCCAUCUGCACGCGCUGUCUCUGAAGCAAGCCGGCGACAUGCCGGCGUACAGCUCUAUGCCGGACACACAGCUGCACAUGCCGACCUCGCCCAUGGUCGGCGCGAACACUGCGUUCGGGCUCGACCACUCCAUGGCGAAGGCCAUCAUGAGCUCCCGUGCCUCGGCGUUCGCCAAGCGCAGCCAGAGCUUCAUCGACCGCGGCGGCCGCACCCCGGUCACGCGCGCGCUCAUGUCGCCGGCCACCACUGGCACGCCGUCCAUGCUCUCGGACUGGGGCUCGCCGGACGGCAAGCUGGACUGGGGCGUCCAGGGCGACGAGCUGCACAAAUUCCGCAAGUCCGCGUCUUUCGCGUUCCGCGGGCGAUCAGCGGCGCCGAUGGCCACCCCCGCCGAGCCGGACGUGUCAUGGGUGAACUCUCUUGUCAAGGACGGCCACGCCGGCGACAUAUUUGCGCAGUGGCCAGAGCAGGAGCAGAUGGUGGCCUAAUUGACGAUCGUUGGCUCAUAGCAUCUAGCUGACCAAAGUUCUUUCCUUCAAUUAUUUUUUCCCCUUUGUUUGCUUAAUUUGAUUCAUAUGAGAUGUUCUUUAGUACAUAUAGGCUGUUCACAAUAAUAUUGUUCACCAACAAAGAAGCAUGGAUGCCCAAAGGGAGCUCUAUAUUGAUGAAGAACAGCCAAUAUUCACUUCUACUUUCUUCGGUUUAUAAAUAGCUGUAUACAAGAAUUCCAGCAAGAGUUUAUUUACUCGAUCAUCCAUAUACAAAAAAUAUUCGGAUAACAGCAAUAUUUGAUUUA